Lagopus leucura (white-tailed ptarmigan) is the source of this 4840-nucleotide messenger RNA. RefSeq names its product transient receptor potential cation channel subfamily C member 4 associated protein (gene TRPC4AP). Bases 176 to 2431 code for a protein of 751 amino acids. The transcript has 19 exons. The record is from RefSeq and is a predicted model, not a curated record. Gene Ontology annotation, cellular component: Cul4A-RING E3 ubiquitin ligase complex. NCBI's taxonomy places the organism in Eukaryota, Metazoa, Chordata, Aves, Galliformes, Phasianidae. Gene Ontology annotation, molecular function: phosphatase binding. Gene Ontology annotation, biological process: ubiquitin-dependent protein catabolic process.
AAAAUAAACACUGGUACCCUGUAUUAGUUCUGAAGAGCUGCCGCUGCUGAGGAUCUGCUUUGGAGUCGUUCUGCUCUCAGAGGCGGUUGUGGAUUUUGGAGGUAGAUGAGGUGUGGCUCAUAGAACAGCUCUUCCUGCAGACACGGAGUGGAGCACUGCUUUGGGCUUCACAGGGAUGGCUGCUCCGAGCCAGGAGCUGCAGCAGGGCCUGUCCUUGUCAGUGUGCCUCCAGAUCACAGAGGCCUUGUUGAAGGAAAGAGAUAAACAAGCAAAGUGGAAUGGGAUUCCCCUGCUGUUACAAAAGCUAUAUGAGCACAGCCACCCAAACAGCGACUUCUCCCAGUGCCAAAGCAUCUUAAAGGAAAUUUCUCCACUUCUUUCAAUGGAAGCCAUGGCAUUCGUGACAGAAGAUAGAAAAGCUGCUCAAGAGUCCACUUUCCCCAAUACAUACACGUUUGACUUGUUUGGAGGAGUUGAUCUUUUAGUAGAAAUUCUCAUGAGACCAACUCUUAUGACACAGAAAAAGAAACAAAAAAUAAGCGAUGACCUCAUCAAGGACUGUUUAAGCAUACUGUACAACACGUGUAUAUGUACGGAGGGAGUCACGAGGCGACUGGCAGAAAGAAACGACUUUGUGCUCUUCCUGUUUACACUGAUGACAAACAAAAAGACAUUCCUACAAACUGCAACGCUCAUUGAAGAUAUCUUGGGAGUAAAAAAGGAAAUGAUACAACUGGAUGAUAUUCCCAAUCUUGCAAACCUUGUGUCCAGUUUUGAUCAGCAACAGCUUGCAAACUUCUGCAGGAUCCUCGCAGUCACAAUUUCUGAACUCGAUACAGGAAGUGAUGACAAGCACACACUUCUUGCAAAAAAUGCCCAGCAGAAAAAAAACUUGGGUCCUUCUCGAGCUGAAGUUAAUCAAGCUACACUUCUGAAUAUACCAGGUUUCAUUGAACGAUUAUGCAAACUGGCAACACGGAAGGUAUCUGAAACAACAGGCACCUCCAGCUUCCUCCAGGAGCUAGAAGAGUGGUACACCUGGCUGGACAAUGCCCUCGUCCUUGAUGCAUUGAUGAGAGUGGCAAAUGAAGAGGCAGAGCAGAGCAGUACAGAGUCUUCUGAUGAAAGUGGUUUGGCCAACACCUCGACACGGACGCAGCUUCCACAGUCCAUGAAGAUCAUGCACGAGAUCAUGUAUAAACUGGAGGUGUUGUAUGUUCUCUGUGUGCUGCUCAUGGGGAGACAAAGGAAUCAGGUUCACAAAAUGAUAGCAGAGUUCAAACUUAUUCCUGGCCUCAAUAAUUUGUUUGACAAACUGAUCUGGAGGAAGCAUUCAGCAUCUGCUCUUGUUCUGCAUGGACACAAUCAAAAUUGUGACUGUAGCCCAGAUAUCACUUUAAAGAUACAGUUCCUGAGGCUUCUUCAGAGCUUUAGUGAUCACCACGAGAACAAAUAUCUCCUGUUAAACAGCCAAGAACUUAAUGAGCUGAGUGCAAUCUCCCACAAAGCCAACAUCCCUGAAGUUGAUGCAGUUGUCAACACAGACAGGAGUCUUGUCUGUGAUGGGAAGAGAGGUUUGUUGACCAGACUGCUUCAGGUCAUGAAGAAGGAACCAGCUGAAUCCUCCUUCAGGUUUUGGCAAGCAAGAGCAGUUGAAAGUUUCUUGCGAGGCACCACCUCCUAUGCAGACCAGAUGUUCCUGCUAAAGAGAGGACUUCUGGAGCAUAUUCUCUACUGCAUUGUUGACAGUGAGUGCAAAUCACGGGACGUGCUUCAGAGUUACUUUGACCUUCUGGGAGAACUGAUGAAAUUCAAUAUUGAUGCAUUCAAGAGGUUCAACAAGUACAUCAACACAGAUGAGAAGUUCCAGAUAUUUUUAAACCAGAUCAACAGUUCCUUGGUUGACUCCAACAUGCUGGUUCGCUGCAUCACGCUGUCCCUGGACCGAUUUGAGAACCAGUCUGAUGCUAAAGUUGCAGAAGUCCUGUCAGAGUGCCGCCUGUUAACAUACAUGUCCCAGAUGUCCAUGAGAAUGUCCUUUCUUUUCCGUCUCAUUAAUAUUAUUCAUGUACAGACACUUACACAGGAAAAUGUCAGUUGUUUGAACACAAGUUUAGUUAUCCUAAUGCUGGCCCGAAGGAAAGAAAAGCUACCGUUUUAUCUGCGCACUUUGCAACAGAUGGAGUACACAGAAAAAUAUCCAGGCUUCAUCCUGAACAACUUCCACAGUCUUCUGCGAUUCUGGCAGCAGCAUUACCUCAACAAGGAUAAAGACAGCACCUGCUUAGAAAAUAGCUCAUGUAUUAGUUUUACCUACUGGAAAGAGACUGUAUCUAUACUGCUCAGUCCAGACCGGACGUCCCCCUGUGCCAUAGUUAGCUACAUCGACGAGGCAUAUAUGGACAUUGACAGAGACUUCUCUGAGGAGUAAUUCUUCGCUCUGGCUCCUGAUGGGCAGCGCUCAGAGGGUUACCUGUCAGCCCGUGGAUUUUCAGGGAUACGCUGUGCUGUGUGUGUGUGCGCGGCUCGGAGCGUCGCCGCCUUGUCCAAACCCCAUCCCUGGUCUGACCUCUGAUGGAUGAGACUUUGAAAGCUCUCUGGGUUCACAUUCAGGGAUGUAUUUUCCAGUUGUUCUGGGAUAAAAAGAAUCACCUGCAAAAAAAAAAAUGAUUCCCCCCCUUUUUUUCUUUCACAUUUUUCUCUCUCUUUCUCCCAAUCCAAUGUGGAUGGUCAGAGAGUUUUGAGCUGACAGAUGAGGAUAGUCUGUGUGCGCCAAUGGAGUUAUGGUUCUUUUCCAUGGCUGUCAGAAUUAGUAAGUCGAAAAGCACAGCAAUUGCCCUCCAAAUGUGAGCUCCAAGGAGCCGGUCUGCGUGGGACCUGGAUGCACCAGCCUCAUGCAGAGGGCUCCCUCCAGGUGCAACUCUUCUGUUUGGGUUUGGAAUCGGGUUUAAGGUUGGUCAGAGUGUGAGUGUGUGUGCGUGCUCUUAAUUCCUGAGAGCCCUUGCUCCAGUCACCUCUUUAUCAUCUACUUUUGGAUCAUUUGGUACUAAAUCUGUUCAGCUGUCUGUGUUAGGAGAGAUCCUCUGCUCCUGCUCUCUUUCCUGCAGAUCCUCCCCACCUGAAGGCAUUUCACAGUGCUGCGGAGCACAGAGACAUUUCAGUGGUGGAAUUGCAGCAGGCGUUGGCUUUCUUCAUGGAGCACUAGCAUUAAAGUCUACUAAUUUUUUUAAACUUGGGGCUUGUCCCUUCUUGGGUAACUAAUCUGGUUUUAAAAUCCUUUUCAGGACCAUUGCUCUUGAUGCUAACCUGCAAUGCGUGGAAGUCUUACGUCAGUCUCUGCUUCAGGUCCUUAAUAUCAACACACACAUAAAUCUUAAGUGCAAUAUUGAGCAGAGACCUCAAGUUUUUCCUGGAUCUGUUUUAAUCAGAACGUGUUAAAGGCUGGGAACAAACGCUCCUAGUUGACAGUAACUUUGCAGGAUCUGAAGGGAAGGGGGGGGAAAGCAGGUUUUGGCAGUCACAGUUCAUGAUUGCCAGGCCUGUGCACACUCUGCCAGCUCCCCAGUGUUCACUGUGUUACUCCAAGGGCAUCACAGUCGCAGGAGUAAAUACAGCCUGAAAUCCUGCACCACUGCACUGAAUUCAAAGCAUUGCAUCUUGCAGCUCCGGCUCAAAGGACACAGUUUUCUGAAAAAUGCAUCUGAGCUUUUAAAGAAAUCUUUUAACUUUCAUGAGACAGUUUGCUGUUGGCUCUCUGGGGCCCAGGGUUGAGGAGGGCCCUGAGCUGUGUGUUUUGUCUCUAUCCCUUGGCAGCAGAAUGAAGCCCCCUCUGCGGGGUCCCUGUGCUGGGACCUGGCUGAGAGGCGGAGACUUCCAGCCCCACGUUCAGGAGUUGCUCUCUGAAGUCACCCCUUGCUUAUCUCCCACUUCUGUGUCCUGCUCCAACCAGCAGGCCGCGCUUUGCUUGCAGGGUGGGCAGAGCUGCUGAGCUUAGGCUGGGGCAUUCAGUCUCUGCUCAGGGCGAGCCCUGGGGAGGCCGUGCCCAGCUCCAGUGUGCUGCUGCUGUGGCAGCUGCCCCUCUGCUCUCUGUCAGCUCACCCUCACCCUCUGCCCCCCUCCCCCCCAGCUGAUUUCUUUCUCAUCUGUACUUUUUUGUUCUUGGCUAUUUGUGUUUUUGGUGUAUCUUUGCUUCUUCUUAACUGUAAUAGAUGUACACUUAAAAUAAAUGCUUCAAAUUAAAAGGCUUUUAAGUUAAGGGAUGCCUUUUCCAUAGUCUAGUUAAUUGGUGUAUCCAACGAUUGCUGCUAUAAACCUGCAAAGUCUCAUUUACAUCUCUGUAUUUAUGUAAUGAGCAGGGAGGGGCCAGGCUCUGUCUGUCCUUGGCUGCGCUCCCAGCUGGUGAAUCUUACUCCUCGUGGGGGAGGGUGGCCAUUUCCACUCUGCCCUGCUUUUUUUUGGGCAUUGCCUGCUGCAGGCAGCUUGGCUCUGCAUCCACCUUUAGGCUGAGCUGGCUGCAGAGGCCCAGGCUGGAAGCCUCUGGCAACAGCAGGUGCUGGACUGUAGGGGCCAGUUCUGCUUGCAAGGGGCCCGGAGCCCAGCACCGGUGGGGCUGCUGACUUCUCUGCCAGUCCCCCCAGGCAGUGCUCCUCACUGGGACCAGGCAGAGGCUGCGGUGGGUGUAAGGAUGGGGACGGAGCUGGGAGCCUGCUCGCUAACACAUCUGGAAGCCUGCACUUCCCCACGGAGAGCUGAGGUGUGUGCUGCCCAGGUGAAUGCCAAUUUACUAACUGCAAAUAAACAUAUUAAAUGGAAACUAUUAAAGAAAUCUAUUUUAAAGAAA